This is a messenger RNA of Aaosphaeria arxii CBS 175.79, 2087 nucleotides long. RefSeq lists its product as uncharacterized. Bases 200 to 1828 code for a protein of 542 amino acids. The record is from RefSeq and is a predicted model, not a curated record. Lineage: Eukaryota; Fungi; Ascomycota; Dothideomycetes; Pleosporales. The transcript is spliced from 2 exons.
GAGGAGCAGCACCACAGCCUCGAAACGCGUGUUCGUUAGUUUCGCAGCAGCGGGGUGCAUAGUUGGGACCACUCUUUUUUUUGUUCGAAUAUAUACUCCUUUCUGGCUCUCACAUUAAGAGCUUCUCCAACUACAUCCCCAGGGUCCUUCUCCGACGUCAUUGUACCAGUCCGAGCCAGUCAUAUUCUGCUAUGAAGCCAUGUUAGACGAGAACCUACCCACGUUCUUUCUCAAGGCUUCACCCGGUGGCAUCAAACAUAACGAAUCCUACUACUUCACCCAGCAUGGUUCCGAACCAGAAGCGACAUACUCGCUGAAGCAUCUCGACCCCGCCUCGAACGAAGCCAAAAACACCUACGCCGCGGCCCUCUUCGAUGCACACAAUCCCGAUAUUCUGUACAGCGAGGUUCUAGCAAAGCCCGGUUGGACACAACCGUCCUUAUCACAGGAGGAAAUCCGCAGGAAUGGAGGUGUUCCACCCCCACCGCAGCCGAUCUUCCCCACCGAAUUCGCGGUGCAGCUCUACAAUCCCGAUAUGCAGAUCAUCGUACGGCAGCAGACAUCGAAAUGGAGCAGCACAGUGACCUACGAAUUCAACAUGCCGCAGACGACAUUCCGAACACCGAGCUCAUCGAGCCUCGACCGUAGCCAGGACGACCCUGGAGCGGAUUCCACAACGCCCAAGAUAAACUUCGUAUGGAGGAAGGAAGGGAGAUUUGGCAAGGAUUUGACAUGCUACAUGACUGGGAAAACAACAGACCCAACCGGAAAGAAGGCUAAGAAGAGCAAAGAACCGGAUAUCGUGGUCGCCCUGUUCUCUGGAUUGAGGGAGUUGACCAUUAUGGAGACGAAUCUUUACAGGGUGGAAAUGGAAGACUAUAAAGGUCUGGAGGUUGUCUUGCUGUUGGGAGCGGCAGUGAUCAGGGACCUUUUCUUCAGCAACACGCGGGAGACGUUCAACAUCAUCGACCCUAACUCGCGGAAGAACAGUGGUCCUCUACGGGGCAGAAAGGGCUCCUCUCCCCUUCAACCCGGAAAUACGAUCCCACCCGUGAUGACUCCUCGACCACAAGCACCACCUCAACAGCCACCUCGAUUACAGCAGCCCAUGCAGUCUGAAAAAGCGGCAUUGGCAAAUGGGUUGUACAAUAAUCAACCAUCGCCGAACGCUGCCAAACGCACCUCACUGCCGCCACUUCAAACUGGCAGGCAGCCUACCAGCCCACCUAGCACACAGCCUGCAAAGCGCUUAGAUCCACGUGCGCAAUGGGAGAUCGAUGCCGAAACAGCUCGUCUGAAAGCACAAGUGGAGGCCGAAGCACGGGAACAAAAACGACAAGAAGAAGUCAACCGUCGCGCACGCCGGAAAGCGGAAGAAGAAGAAGCACGCAAAACGCGCAAAUUCCUCGAGCAAGAAGAGAGGCAGCGCCAACUGGAAGAAAAAGAGCGUCGACGGAAGCAAGCCGAGGUGGACAAGGAGACGGAGCGUCUGCGGAAACAAUUCGGCGAUCAGAGUAGCUUACUCCCUCCCACGCGACCGCAACAGACCCAGCGACAUUCUACACCUUCUAUGCAGGCACCGGCUGGAUCCUGGCAGACUGCACGACCCGCACAUCCUCCCCGUCCGGCUGCUGCACAUGGUCCGUACUUGCAGCCUCCUGGUCUUGCCCAACGUCCCGCCGCGAGCCAGAGUUCGUUUUUCCACAGCAGUUCACUUAGGCCCGCAGAUGCACAGGCUAAGAUGAAGAAGAAGAGCUUCUGGGGACUACGAAGCUCGAGCGAGAACAGCACGAGUACAUUGAAGAAGAAGCAAAGCAGCAUGUUCUAGAAGAACAAGCAUUGUUCAUGUUCAUAUGCGAUCAGCAACAAGCAUUUAUGAUUCCCAUUAUUCGCGUUCAUGAUAUCCACCAGGGCAUUCGUUUCCAAAAGUAGACUAGGGCAUGCAUUUCCUCCUUGGCGUCAGGUACCAUUCAUCAAAACGACAAGUUCAUACUUUUUGUAGAUAUUCCGAAUGAAAUGAGCAUGCAUAUGAAUCAAAUCGAAAAAUCCUGAACCAAAUUGAUACUCUAUUCUUUUAUCCACUCCCA